UGUGUGUGUGUGUGUGUGUGUUAGUGUUGCAUACCUGUUCCUAAAGGAGUAGUUCAGUAUGUCUGUCUCUUGCUUUAUUCUCCACCUGUGCAGUGCUGCUGGUGGUGUUGUGUCUCAUCAGCCAUGCAGUUCUGCAGCCUUCAUCAGUGUGUUCUCUUCUUCCUUAUAUUCAUGUUUACCCAUGCUCCUACUCUGGCUUUCACUUCUGUAAUGGUGAAGCUGAAUCAGUCUGCGGUUCUUCCCUGUAAACAGAACUGCUCUGAUUCUCUCCGAUGGACUGUGAUUGAUAAACCACGUCUUAGUGUGGCUGAGUGUAAUCAGACAUCAUGCUGGUCAAAGGAGGGGUUUAACAUGUCUCAUGAUCAGUAUCUGAAGGGAGAUUUAUCUCUCACCAUCAAAGCAGCUGAUUACAGUAACAGAGGUUUGUACACGUGUGAAUGUGCUGGUGCAGAGGUCAAUACUGUACAGCUCAGCAUUGAGACUUUGAUGCUGUUAGCUACUUUAAAGUCUGGAGAAGAUUUGAGCCUAAAAUUACACAAAUCAAACUACACGGAGUUGAUUUAUAAAAGCAAAGAUCCACAUGAUCUGUACGGUAAACAGAUCUGCAAUGUGACUGAAGACUCACUUCAGUGUAAUGAUGAAUAUAAACACAGAGCACUACUGAAAGACUCAGUUAUAAUACUGAAGAAUCUAAAACCAUCAGAUAGUGGAGUUUACACCAUCCGGGACACACUGUAUAAAUACAUCAAUCUUAUUUGCACUCUCUCUGUGAAAGGUACAGUUCAGUGAGAAAAUAUCUCAUAUCUGUUCUAAAUAUAAUGAGUUCAAGU
Tachysurus fulvidraco (yellow catfish) is the source of this 830-nucleotide messenger RNA. RefSeq lists its product as uncharacterized. NCBI's taxonomy places the organism in Eukaryota, Metazoa, Chordata, Actinopteri, Siluriformes, Bagridae. Bases 124 to 789 code for a protein of 221 amino acids. The transcript has 3 exons. The record is from RefSeq and is a predicted model, not a curated record.